AUGGUGGCCAAAGUAGAUGACUGUGUCUCACCAAUUCGUUAUUGUACAAACUACCAAGGAAGUGAUAAAACCCAAGACGAGGAGCCCGUAUUGCCAAAUGAGAGAAGCCUCCUGAGUGCUGCUAAAAGCAAUAAUUUGGAUCUUAUGGAGAAGCUGUUUGAAAAGAAGGUUAACAUUAAUGCUGUGAACAAUAUGAACCGCACAGCCCUGCAUUUUGCAGUGGGAGCAAAUCAUUUAUCUGCGGUGGAUUUCUUGCUUAAUCGCAAGGCCAGGGUGGAUGUUGCUGAUAAGCAUGGCUUGACAGUAAUUCACCUUGCAGCCUGGUCUGGAGGCCUCGAGAUCAUGCUCAUGCUGGUUAGAGCUGGAGCAGACCAGAGAGCCACGAAUCGGGAUGGAAUGAAUGCCCUUCACUUUGCAGCUCAGAGCAAUAAUGUACGCAUUGUGGAGUACCUCAUUCAAGAUCUGCACCUGAAGGACCUGGACCAGCCUGAUGAGAAUGGAGAAACACCCUUCUUCCUAGCUGUUGCAGGAGGUCAUGAAGAAUGCAGCAAAGUGCUGGUGGCAGCAGGAAGUGCUAUCAACAUUCCAAAUAAAUCAUACCACUUCAUUGAAUUAAUUGACUGCCAUGUGACGAAUGCCAGAAAGCAUGCUGGAUUCCAAUGGGAAGCCCUCUGUGCCCUUUCCACCUGUUUCCUGCAGCUCAAUACCAGUGCUUUGCAGAUAGCAACCCAGAAUGGCCACGCAGCCCUUGUCAGCUUUCUCAGGGAGAACACUGAUCUGCACCAGAAUGUGACGCCUAAGGCGUCCGCCCUUCAUUUAGCUGUUAUCAACAACCACAGCCUGGUCAACAGCUUAAGUGCACAGCAUGACAUUGACGUCUUAAAUCAGAGGCAGCAGACUGCUUUGCACGUAGCUGCCGACCUUGGAAACAUGGAUGUGGUGGAAACCCUGCUGAAGGCAGGCUGUGAUCUGAAGGCUGUGGAUAAGCAAGGGAAGACUGCCUUGGCGGUGGCCUCCCAGAGCAACCACAGCCUUGUUGUGGACAUGCUCAUAAAAGCAGGAAGAUACUAUGCCUGGAGAGAGAAGCAUGGUGAGAGCACCAGGGAUGCACCAACCAACUUUCCUCUGACAUUCAAGCAAGAUCACAGCCAGGAGACCAGGCAUAUUGACAGUCUCCUCUGGAACCGGGCUUACCGUCAGCUGAAGGCCAACGAGUGGCAGAGGCUGGCCCGAGCAUGGAACUUCACAGAUGACCAGAUCAGAGCCAUCGAGGAGCAGUGGUCAGGACAGGACAGCUUCCGUGAACACGGCCACAGGGCUCUGCUCAUCUGGCUGCAUGGGGCCCUGAUGAUGCAGGCCGCGCCGGUCAGGCACCCGUACGAAGAGCUGGUCCGCGCAGGUUUCCAAGAACUAGCUGGUGAGUGA
Messenger RNA from Myotis brandtii (Brandt's bat), 1425 nucleotides. RefSeq names its product ankyrin repeat and death domain containing 1B (gene ANKDD1B). Gene Ontology annotation, biological process: signal transduction. The record is from RefSeq and is a predicted model, not a curated record. NCBI's taxonomy places the organism in Eukaryota, Metazoa, Chordata, Mammalia, Chiroptera, Vespertilionidae. Gene Ontology annotation, molecular function: protein binding.